Molecule: messenger RNA, 1278 nt
Organism: Aspergillus sclerotioniger CBS 115572
Lineage: Eukaryota; Fungi; Ascomycota; Eurotiomycetes; Eurotiales; Aspergillaceae
Exons: 4
Coding region: 217-1278 (353 amino acids)
Source: RefSeq, a predicted model, not a curated record
GCUGCCAUAUGCUAUGAGCGUCCGUGCAUCGGGCAGCUUAUCGAUUAUCCCCAGAUUCUGGUCUCCUCGGAACCACCUACCAUUUACAAUACUCCCACCAUCACCGCUUUUACUCCUCAUCACGUCUUUUUCUUUUCAUCUCCUCAUUAUUAGUGAUUAUAACUACAUCCCUGUUACAUUCCCAGCAUCUUGCAUCAAACUGGUCAAUCAGUCACAAUGGCAAAAAUAUUCUUAACUGGAGCUUCAGGAUACAUCGGCGGGGAUGUGCUUUAUGCACUGAAAACGGCCUUCCCAGACUGCAACUAUACGGCCUUGCUGAGGGACGAGCAGAAGGCGCAGGCAAUUUCCAAAGACUAUCCUGAUCUGCACAUCAUCCUGGGAGACUUGGACUCGUCCUUGAUUCUCGAGGAACAGGCCCGUGAAGCAGAUAUUGUCGUUCAUACCGCCAGCUCAAACCACAUCAAAAGUGCCGAAGCCAUCGUCCGUGGGUUGACUGCGCCGGGAAGAUCAAAGCCAGGGCACUGGAUCCAGAUCUCCGGUGCGAGUGUUCUCUCCAUCCCGGAUAUCGAGAAGAACGCCUUCGGUGAAGCCUCGGCAAAUGUCUACAACGAUCUUGAGGGAGCAGAUGAGCUCCGAUCCCUCAUUGAACGGUACUCGGCAAAGCGGAUAGUGGACAACUUUAUCCUCAGUCUGUCUGCGAACCGACUCAAAACUGCACUUGUCUUCCCUCCAAUCAUCUACGGUCGCGGCAGAGGGUCUAUCAACCAGCGCAGCAUCCAGAUUCCCGAGCUCGCGAGAGUGAUAAUGCAACGCCGGGAAGGAGUUCAAGUAGGAAAAGGCGAAAGCACGUGGAGUAAUGUUCAUGUGUCGGAUGUCAGCAGUAUCUUUGUGAAGCUGGUCGAGAAGGCUUUGCAGGGUGAGGAUAGAGACUUGUGGAACGAGCAUGGGUUGUAUUUUCCCGGAAAUGGGAAUCUGGUAAGUUCAUACUUUGAUUCAUUCAGAGUGUUGCUAAUCGGCCAGUCAUUCGGAGCCAUCUCCGCCCGAGUUGCCCAAGAAGUGAAGAAUCUUGGCCUUUCUGAUUCCACAUCAGUAAUCGAAAUCAGUCAUGAGGAGGCGGAUUCACUGACUCCCCAUGGAGGAGUGCUCUGGGGAACGAAUGCUCAGCAGGUGGCGCAGCGAGCCCGCCAGUACCUCGGAUGGGUUCCUGCGGGAAGGACACUGGAAGAGGAGAUCCCAGCCACGGUUCUUGCCGAAGCCCAAAGACUGGGGCUGAAAUAG